Cornus florida is the source of this 1023-nucleotide messenger RNA. Its product is annotated as protein C2-DOMAIN ABA-RELATED 4-like. Lineage: Eukaryota; Viridiplantae; Streptophyta; Magnoliopsida; Cornales; Cornaceae. Bases 292 to 789 code for a protein of 165 amino acids. The transcript has 3 exons. The record is from RefSeq and is a predicted model, not a curated record.
GUACCUGAGUCAACGUCAAUUCUCUUCUUUCGCAUGCCAUGGUGGGAAAAGGCCAGACUCCGAAGCAGCAUGUGAAUUUCGUCAAAAAUAAAUGAACUCCCCCCACUCAAUUAUUGGUUAAAUGCUCCACUGACUGUGGCUCUGAUUUGAUUUGGUUUGUAUAAAAGCACCAAAAAAAAGGUCAACCAAGGAAUCAAAACCAGUAUUUCUCUGCUUUAAAAGUCCCUCUCAUACUCAAACCAACUCCUCUUCAUUCAGCAACCGGUUCAACUUGUUGAUCAACACAACACCAUGGAAAACUUGUUGGGUCUUGUCAGAAUUCACGUCCAAAGAGGCAUCAAUCUUGCCGUCAGAGAUUGCACAAGCAGCGAUCCUUAUGUUGUUGUCCGAAUGGGCAAACAGAAAUUAAAGACUCGUGUAGUGAAUAAAGAUAUCAAUCCCGAGUGGAAUGAAGAUUUAACUCUUUCCAUUGCAGAUCCUAAUCUUCCAAUUAAGCUUUCAGUUUAUGACAAGGACACAUUCACCCUUGAUGACAAAAUGGGAGAUGCAGAGAUUGACAUCAAACCAUUCCUUGAAGCAGUAAAGAUGCGGUUGGGAAAUGUCCCUAAUGGAACCAUCAUCACAAGAGUAAUACCGAACCGAGAGAACUGCUUGGCAGAAGAGAGCCGCAUUGUCUGGACGGAAGGCAAGGUUGUCCAGAACAUGUUCCUUAAACUGCAAAAUGUCGAGAGUGGCGAGAUUGAACUCCAGCUGCAGUGGAUAGAUGUUCCUGGUUCUAGGGGUUUGUAAAUCGAUCUAAUAUCAACUGUCUGUUUAUUGCUAAGCAUGGUAUGGUAUGCAGACAGGUUUGGUGUGUUUCUCUUGCAGUUUAUUUUGUUCAGAGACAUGUAAAAUAGAGUAGCGUUUUGUAUUUAAUUAGCCUCUGUAUUGAUGUCAAUCAUACAAGUGUUAAACAAACAGGCUGGAUCAGUUUGGUGCUUGGGAAAAUUUAAUAAAUGAAUACUUAUGUGGGUGAUCUUACAA